This is a messenger RNA of Oldenlandia corymbosa var. corymbosa, 621 nucleotides long. Lineage: Eukaryota; Viridiplantae; Streptophyta; Magnoliopsida; Gentianales; Rubiaceae. The record is from the annotation of a GenBank genome assembly.
AUGGGGUCUUCUCAAGAUAUGGGAUCCUUUGAUGAGUUGGAACCUAUAGUAAUCCUUGAUGAAGAAGACGACCUUACUCCAAAGGCGGAACCUAGGUUAAUGGUGCCCAAAAGAGAGAAAACUGAAGAAGAACAAGAACAGUUUGCUAAAGAACUGAAUGUGGGUAGAUCAUCAUCAUCAACUCGUCCCCCUUUAUUCGACAUCAUCUCCUCGAAACGGUUGCUGGAUAAGAUGUCCACCACGGAAACCGCAGCGUGGCUCGAUGUGAUCAACAACAAUGAGGAGGAGGUUUUGGCUCCUCGGACGAUGAAGAAUGAGUGCGAAGUGGAAGACGUGACAAAACCCGUUCCCUUAGGUAAUGAAGACGAUAUUGGCCAUGAAGAAAAGAGUUCUUGGGAAGAAGAUAACAACAAUAUGGAUGCAUCUUCUAAUAAUGGUGUUGAGGAUCCAUAUUUCGGAACAAUUCAGACCACAGCUAAUGUUCAGCGGCCACUAUAUGAGCUAAAUGCGAAUGGGAACCUCGUGAUUGAAUCUCUUUAUGAUGAUGAUGAUGAUGCUUCAGUGUCAUCAGAUGAGUAUUUGAUUUACGACAUGAAAUUUAUACCUUCCUUUUACCAUUGA